Messenger RNA from Sceloporus undulatus (fence lizard), 3060 nucleotides. RefSeq names its product lysine acetyltransferase 8 (gene KAT8). Gene Ontology annotation, biological process: regulation of DNA-templated transcription. Lineage: Eukaryota; Metazoa; Chordata; Lepidosauria; Squamata; Phrynosomatidae. Gene Ontology annotation, molecular function: histone acetyltransferase activity. The record is from RefSeq and is a predicted model, not a curated record. The coding region runs from base 75 to 1520 and encodes 481 amino acids. The transcript is spliced from 11 exons.
GAGAAACAACUUCCGGUUUGGGCCUGUUCGGCGUAGAAAGAGCGCGAGGCUGAGUUCUCGCGGUGGCGGUCGUCAUGGCAGCGGCUGCGGCGGGGCCUGGCUCCGGCGACGCGGGCUCUGCCUCAGCGGGCGACGAAGGCGGCGGGGAGCGAGGGAGCCCCCUCGGCUCGGAGCCGCGGCGCCAGGGACCGGGGGGGCGGGAGGAGGACCAGGCGCCCGCGCAGCCCCAGCCCCCGCCCCCGCCGGGCCUGGCCAGCCCCGGCCUGCCGCCUUCCUCGCCGGCCCCUCGGGAGGCCGAGGUCACGGUGGAGAUCGGGGAGACCUACCUCUGCCGGAGGGCCGACGGCACGUGGCACUCUGCAGAAGUGAUCCAGUCUCGAAUCAAUGAACAAGAAGCCAGGGAGGAGUUUUAUGUGCACUAUGUUGGAUUCAACCGGCGCUUGGAUGAGUGGGUGGACAAAAACCGCCUGGCCCUCACCAAGACAGUCAAAGAUGCGGUGCAGAAGAACACUGAUCAGUACAUGAAUGAAUUGUCUGAGCAGCCAGAGCGCAAGAUCACUCGCAACCAAAAGCGCAAACAUGAUGAAAUCAACCAUGUGCAAAAGACUUAUGCUGAAAUGGAUCCCACUACAGCAGCUUUGGAGAAGGAACAUGAAGCAAUCACCAAGGUGAAAUAUGUGGACAAGAUCCAUAUUGGAAACUAUGAGAUUGAUGCAUGGUAUUUCUCACCAUUCCCAGAAGACUACGGAAAGCAGCCCAAGCUAUGGAUCUGCGAGUACUGCCUCAAGUACAUGAAGUUUGAGAAGACUUACCGCUACCAUCUUGGUCAGUGUCAAUGGCGGCAACCACCAGGGAAGGAGAUCUACCGGAAGAACAAUAUUUCAGUGUAUGAGGUAGAUGGCAAAGACCACAAGAUUUACUGCCAGAAUUUAUGUCUCUUGGCCAAACUUUUCCUAGACCAUAAGACCCUCUACUUUGAUGUGGAGCCCUUCAUUUUCUACAUCCUUACUGAGGUCGACAGGCAAGGGGCCCAUAUUGUGGGCUACUUCUCCAAGGAGAAAGAGUCACCAGAUGGCAACAAUGUGGCCUGCAUCCUCACCUUGCCACCAUACCAGAGGCGUGGUUACGGAAAGUUCCUCAUUGCUUUCAGCUAUGAACUCUCCAAGUUGGAAAGCACAGUGGGCUCCCCAGAGAAGCCCCUCUCGGAUCUGGGCAAGCUGAGCUACCGUAGCUAUUGGUCGUGGGUGUUGCUGGAGAUCCUCCGGGAUUUCCGGGGGACACUCUCCAUCAAAGAUCUCAGCCAGAUGACAAGCAUCACACAAAAUGACAUCAUCAGUACUCUUCAGUCACUGAACAUGGUCAAGUAUUGGAAGGGGCAGCAUGUCAUAUGUGUCACCCCCAAACUGGUUGAGGAGCACCUCAAAAGUGCCCAGUACAAGAAGCCUCCCAUCACAGUGGAUUCCCUCUGCCUCAGAUGGGCACCUCCCAAACACAAACAGGCCAAGAUUUCCAAGAAGUGAACAAGAAACUGAUCUGAUAAAUGGAAGGGGCUCAACCCCAGUACACACCAACCAUUCAUGUUAAGAGAUGAUCUCAUGCUAAACAUCUGUGUUGGUCUUGCAUUGAUCCGACAUCAGUGGAUGGGCUGAUGCGGAGAGGAGGGGCUCUUGUCUGGUUCUGUAAUAGCCCAGCUUGCGUGCUGUGCCCUGCUUCCUCCUGUUAUGAUGAGUAUCCUAACACUGUUGAAAGCUAGAUGGGUUUUUCCCUGCUUAGGGCUUGAAAGUCUGUUUUAAAGUCUUACUGACCUCCUCAGAAGGAUGCAGGAAGCCUGGGUCACUUGGCCUGAACAGUCUUUUAGUUUGGCCAGUGAGGUCUUCAUCAGUCUCUCUCUCUCAUUCAUGCAAGUGGUAGCAACUUAGGAAAGAAAACUGAUCGUAAUUGCAAUGUAGUUUGUUUUGCCUUUCACAGUCAGUUUUAAGGACAGUGCCAACUUCAAGGACUUGUUGGAACUAGACAUUUGUGGACUCCAGAUCUUUUCCAGUUCAACAGACUGUACCAGUUAGUAGGAGACUCCAAACAUGGGUUCUACAACCCCAUCAAAGAGACUGUCCUCCAGCUGCACAGUGUGAUCUGUAGCUACUGUUCUAAAGAGAUCUCGCCUAUGGGGCCACCUUAGUUGUUCAGGGUGGUGGCAAAGAACCAAAACAAAUGUUAAAAUACAGGGGAUUGGAAGGGAGGGAAACUGACUAUGAUUUGAAUGCUUUUUAAGUGAGUUUGGAAGAAACUAUGCAGUGAACUGUUGAGGUUUUUUUUUUUAACUUUCUAUUGUGUAAGCUGUAUUAGCUUGGGAUAAAAUUAAAAUGGGCUUUCUGGGGGGAGAAACUUGACAGUCUCUUGAGCACAAUGGAAGCUAGAGGGAGAUGGCCACUAGUCCUCAUACAGUCAUCUUUUACUAAGAUGCUUGCAUACCUUCUACCCUGGGCAGCCAGUAGUGAUGAAAAGCAGUUGGAUACGGUGGGAAGAAAUAAAUAUCCAUUUGCUACUCUUAGUACAGCUGUUAAGAUUCAUAUUUCAUGUAUACAGUGUGUCUUCUAUUACUUAAAGUAUUUUAAUUAAUAAAACCACAAAACAAGUGCAAUAUCACUCUGUAUUUGCUUAUGUGGGUAAUAAAGUCCUACAAGAUUGGCAUGGUGAAAAGUUGGAUUGCCAAACUCCACUGAACCCUAUCAUAAUUAGUGCGGUUUUUGUUGUGCUAGUAAAGUCUUUUGCCAAGGAAAAUUCUGCCUUAACUGCACCUUCACAACAUAGUUUUUUCUUUUUAAAAAAUGUAUUUUAUUCUUUUAAUAACUAUCUGUUUUAAUAUUGUAAUAAGUUAAUUCCUUUUUAAUGUCCUUUUUCUGUGUUUUUAACUGUACUGUUUUUCAAUGUUGUGAAGCUGCUCUGAGUCCCAGUACUGGGAAAAGAGUGGGAUAAUAACAACAACAAUAACAAUUUUUAAAAAACCAAGCUCCACUCAAACCCUGUGUAACACACAAGUAGAUAAAAAGUGGUUCAACGAUA